AUGGAUGACGAGGAGGGGAGACUAUUCCGCUGCAGAAGGACCUGCUGCGAAAUGCUGGAGGACCGCGGAUACUUCAUCCCAAACCAGGAAAAACUGGAGACCUUCCAGGAGUUCAAAGCGAGAUACGAGCUUUACGACAAAGUGCGGUCCAAAAUGUUGCUGGUUGCGUCGCUCAAGACCGAUAAGAACACCAAGCUCCUGGUCUACUUCGCCGACGAAACCAAGAAAACCGGUGUCAAGCCAAUAAGAGAGCUCACGGAGAAAAUGGAGGACCACGACAUUCACAGAGCCAUAUUGGUCACGCAAAACGUGCUAACGCCCUUCGCAAAGGAUGCGAUACUCGAGGCAGCGCCCAGGAAUAUCAUCGAAAACUUCCUUGAAACUGAGCUGCUGGUUAACAUCACGAAGCACGAAUUGGUGCCGAAGCACAUACCGCUCACCAUGGACGAAAAGCAGACGCUACUGCAACGAUACAAGGUCAAAGAGAGUCAAAUACCGCGCAUACAGGCCGCAGACCCGGUGGCGAGGUACUUCGGACUCACAAAAGGACAGGUAGCGGCGCCCAUCAUGUAG
Molecule: messenger RNA, 573 nt
Organism: Babesia bigemina
Lineage: Eukaryota; Apicomplexa; Aconoidasida; Piroplasmida; Babesiidae
Product: RNA polymerase Rpb5, N-terminal domain containing protein, putative
Exons: 5
Coding region: 1-573 (190 amino acids)
Biological process (GO): DNA-templated transcription
Cellular component (GO): RNA polymerase II, core complex; RNA polymerase III complex; RNA polymerase I complex
Molecular function (GO): DNA binding; DNA-directed RNA polymerase activity
Source: RefSeq, a predicted model, not a curated record